This is a messenger RNA of Gorilla gorilla gorilla (western lowland gorilla), 3587 nucleotides long. It is a transcript of the gene TAS1R1, whose product is annotated as taste 1 receptor member 1. The coding region runs from base 1103 to 3415 and encodes 770 amino acids. Gene Ontology annotation, cellular component: plasma membrane. The record is from RefSeq and is a predicted model, not a curated record. The transcript is spliced from 5 exons. NCBI's taxonomy places the organism in Eukaryota, Metazoa, Chordata, Mammalia, Primates, Hominidae. Gene Ontology annotation, molecular function: G protein-coupled receptor activity. Gene Ontology annotation, biological process: sensory perception of umami taste; G protein-coupled receptor signaling pathway.
CUCCCGGCCGCCGCCGCGCGCGACACCUGGCGGGCUCCCUCCCUCCAGUCCACGCCGGCUGCCUGGGCUUGCAGUAACCGCCGCCGUAGGCGCCGCCGACCGCACCAGCGCAGGCUCCCGAGCCGGCGGCGGGGCCGGCGGCUGAGGAUGAGCUGGGGCCGGGCCUUGCGGACCCGCAGCCAAGUGGAACGGCAGGAACCCCGCUUUAGCAGCAGCCCCCAGUCCGCCAUGCUGGAUCCUCAGGGCCUACCGCGCGAGAAUCUCGCGAGAUCCCGUCGGUCCGCCCCGCUGCCCUCCCAGCUGCCGAAAGGAGGGGCCUCGGAGCCGCCGGCGCCCUCUGCCGGCAACCUCCGGAAGCACACUAGGAGGUUCCAGCCGAUCUGGUCGAGGGGGCUCCACGGAGGACUCCAUUUACAUUACGCAAAUUCCCUACCCCAGCCGGCCGGAGAGAGAAAGCCAGAAACCUCGCGACCAGCCAUGGGCCAACUCUCCGGAAAAACACCGGGAUUUUUUUUUUCUCCUGCAGAAAAAGCUUUAGGAUUGGCAGUUUAAACAAAACAUGUCUAUUUGCAUACCUUCGGUUUGCAUGCAUUUGUUUCGAAGUGAGCAACCCUGGGUAACAAGGCGAAAGUAUAUGACAAUUUGCUCAGAAUCUUAAUGUCAGAAAACUGGAGACUGGGGCAGGGGGGUGUCGACUCAAAGCUGUGUCUCAUUUAGUAAACUGAGGCCCAGGUAAAAAGUUCUGAAACCUCGCAACACCCGGAGAAGUUGUGUUCCAGCCUCCCACCUCGCCCCAAAAUGCCAGAGCUCCUUUUCUAAGCCAGGUGAAGUCACAGAGCGUGGACGGAACCCACAACCGUCCAGAGGAAGGGUCACUGGGUGCCACCUGGUUUGCAUCUGUGCCUUCGUCCUGCCCAGUUCCUGAGUGGGACCGCAGGCCCGGAAUGUCAAGGCAAACAGUCCUGCUUCAGCCACUGGGCUCCAGUCCCACCCCUUUUGGGGGCCUGAAGUUAGGAAGCAUCCGGCAGCUGCCUUCUAUUUAAGCAACUGGCCUCCUUAGAGGCCACUCCUUGGCCAUGCCAGGCGCGGGCAUCUGGCCAGCAUGCUGCUCUGCACGGCUCGCCUGGUCGGCCUGCAGCUUCUCAUUUCCUGCUGCUGGGCCUUUGCCUGCCAUAGCACGGAGUCUUCUCCUGACUUCACCCUCCCCGGAGAUUACCUCCUGGCAGGCCUGUUCCCUCUCCAUUCUGGCUGUCUGCAGGUGAGGCACAGACCCGAGGUGACCCUGUGUGACAGGUCUUGUAGCUUCAAUGAGCAUGGCUACCACCUCUUCCAGGCUAUGCGGCUUGGGGUUGAGGAGAUAAACAACUCCACGGCCCUGCUGCCCAACAUCACCCUGGGGUACCAGCUGUAUGAUGUGUGUUCUGACUCUGCCAAUGUGUAUGCCACGCUGAGAGUGCUCUCCCUGCCAGGGCAACACCACAUAGAGCUCCAAGGAGACCUUCUCCACUAUUCCCCUACAGUGCUGGCAGUGAUUGGGCCUGACAGCACCAACCGUGCUGCCACCACAGCUGCCCUGCUGAGCCCUUUCCUGGUGCCCAUGAUCAGCUAUGCGGCCAGCAGCGAGACGCUCAGCGUGAAGCGGCAGUAUCCCUCUUUCCUGCGCACCAUCCCCAACGACAAGUACCAGGUGGAGACCAUGGUGCUGCUGCUGCAGAAGUUCGGGUGGACCUGGAUCUCUCUGGUUGGCAGCAGUGACGACUAUGGGCAGCUAGGGGUGCAGGCACUGGAGAACCAGGCCACUGGUCAGGGGAUCUGCAUUGCUUUCAAGGACAUCAUGCCCUUCUCUGCCCAGGUGGGCGAUGAGAGGAUGCAGUGCAUCAUGCGCCACCUGGCCCAGGCUGGGGCCACCGUCGUGGUUGUUUUUUCCAGCCGGCAGUUGGCCAGGGUGUUUUUCGAGUCUGUGGUGCUGACCAACCUGACUGGCAAGGUGUGGGUCGCCUCAGAAGCCUGGGCCCUCUCCAGGCACAUCACUGGGGUGCCCGGGAUCCAGCGCAUUGGGAUGGUGCUGGGCGUGGCCAUCCAGAAGAGGACUGUCCCUGGCCUGAAGGCGUUUGAAGAAGCCUAUGCCCGGGCAGACAAGGAGGCCCCUAGGCCUUGCCACAAGGGCUCCUGGUGCAGCAGCAAUCAGCUCUGCAGAGAAUGCCAAGCUUUCAUGGCACACACGAUGCCCAAGCUCAAAGCCUUCUCCAUGAGUUCUGCCUACAACGCGUACCGGGCUGUGUAUGCAGUGGCCCAUGGCCUCCACCAGCUCCUGGGCUGUGCCUCUGGAGCUUGUUCCAGGGGCCGAGUCUACCCCUGGCAGGUGCCUAAGUCUGUGUGUUCCAGCGACUGUCUUGAAGGGCACCAGCGAGUGGUUACGGGUUUCCAUCACUGCUGCUUUGAGUGUGUGCCCUGUGGGGCUGGGACCUUCCUCAACAAGAGUGACCUCUACAGAUGCCAGCCUUGUGGGAAAGAAGAGUGGGCACCUGAGGGAAGCCAGACCUGCUUCCCGCGCACUGUGGUGUUUUUGGCUUUGCAUGAGCACACCUCUUGGGUGCUGCUGGCAGCUAACACGCUGCUGCUGCUGCUGCUGCUUGGGACUGCUGGCCUGUUUGCCUGGCACCUAGACACCCCUGUGGUGAGGUCAGCAGGGGGCCGCCUGUGCUUUCUUAUGCUGGGCUCCCUGGCAGCAGGUAGUGGCAGCCUCUAUGGCUUCUUUGGGGAACCCACAAGGCCUGCAUGCUUGCUGCGCCAGGCCCUCUUUGCCCUUGGUUUCACCAUCUUCCUGUCCUGCCUGACAGUUCGCUCAUUCCAACUAAUCAUCAUCUUCAAGUUUUCCACCAAGGUACCUACAUUCUACCACGCCUGGGUCCAAAACCACGGUGCUGGCCUGUUUGUGAUGAUCAGCUCAGCGGCCCAGCUGCUUAUCUGUCUAACUUGGCUGGUGGUGUGGACCCCACUGCCCACUAGGGAAUACCAGCGCUUCCCCCAUCUGGUGAUGCUUGACUGCACAGAGACCAACUCCCUGGGCUUCAUACUGGCCUUCCUCUACAAUGGCCUCCUCUCCAUCAGUGCCUUUGCCUGCAGCUACCUGGGCAAGGACUUGCCAGAGAACUACAACGAGGCCAAAUGUGUCACCUUCAGCCUGCUCUUCAACUUCGUGUCCUGGAUCGCCUUCUUCACCACGGCCAGCGUCUACGACGGCAAGUACCUGCCUGCGGCCAACAUGAUGGCUGGGCUGAGCAGCCUGAGCAGCGGCUUCGGCGGGUAUUUUCUGCCUAAGUGCUACGUGAUCCUCUGCCGCCCAGACCUCAACAGCACAGAGCACUUCCAGGCCUCCAUUCAGGACUACACGAGGCGGUGCGGCUCCACCUGACCAGUGGGUCAGCAGGCACGGCUGGCAGCCUUCUCUGCCCUGAGGGUCGAAGGUCGAGCAGGCCGGGGGUGUCCGGGAGGUCUUUGGGCAUCGCAGUCUGGGGUUGGGACGUGUAAGCGCCUGGGAGAGCCUAGACCAGGCUCCAGGCUGCCAAUAAAGAAGUGAAAUGCGU